AUGGGAAAUAAUACUUCUCAUAGCUCAGUUAAAAGACCACUCACUGGAUCACUUGAUAGUAAUCCAGAAAGAUUAUUUAAUUCACCCUUUGUUAGGAUACAAUCUUCUUAUGAACUAAAUAAAUAUUCUUCUUCCUUUUAUAAAGCAGAAUCAAGUGAUGAAGAUAGUACACUUGAAAUACCAGAAGAAAUUACUUCUUCUAAACCUAUGGAUAUUAAACCUAGAGUAUCUUUUGGUGAUAAACUUGUUCGUGUUGCCUCUAGUCCAAUAAAAAGAUUAAAAUCAUUUGCAACACCAAGAAGUGCUAGAAGGCACAAUGAAAUUAGAGAAGAAACAAAAAUUAUAGAAGAAGAAGAACCAAUAAAUGGUACACUUAAUUUCCUUCUGUUUAAACUUGGAAGAGAAUCUUUUCACAUUCUUUAUGACUCUAAACAACAUGGAUUUGAUCCAAGAGAAUUACGUUCAAGAAUUGUUUACAAAGAAAAAUUGAUCUUUGUUUUUAAAACAGAAAAUGGUUUCAUUGGGUUUUACCAAAGUGAUGCCAUUAUUCCAUCCUCUUCAAAAAAUCCUAUUCAUGCAGAAUCAAAUGAUUUUUUCAUUUUUGCUAUUGAAAACAAAAUUAAUGAAUCUAAAAUCUUUGAAAGAAAAACUCAAGAAAAGAAAAGUGUUUCUUUAUUCACAGAAGAAAAUCCAACUUUAAUCAACUGUUAUUCUGCUUUCUGGAUGGAUACAAACGGAAUGAUAUCUUUCAAUUUUUGUGCAAAAAAUCUUUAUAACUUUGAUCAAGGCUUUGUAAAUCCAUUUAAAGGAGAGUCAUUACAAAGUAAAGCUGAGUGCUCAAGAUUUUUGGUAUUGAGUUGUUUAUAA
Molecule: messenger RNA, 867 nt
Organism: Entamoeba histolytica HM-1:IMSS
Lineage: Eukaryota; Evosea; Mastigamoebida; Endamoebidae
Exons: 1
Coding region: 1-867 (288 amino acids)
Source: RefSeq, a predicted model, not a curated record